Wyeomyia smithii (pitcher-plant mosquito) is the source of this 1603-nucleotide messenger RNA. RefSeq lists its product as uncharacterized. Lineage: Eukaryota; Metazoa; Arthropoda; Insecta; Diptera; Culicidae. The transcript has 4 exons. The record is from RefSeq and is a predicted model, not a curated record. The coding region runs from base 811 to 1473 and encodes 220 amino acids.
AGAUGCUUUAUGUUUGCAUCAAAAACGCAAAAUUAAACCUGGACCGAUGAACAGACGGCAGGGGGGAUCUAUCUGUCAAAAAUCGUGUAACCAACAUAUUCGGCAACAUGGUGUUUGUUUUGGUUUUUGUUCCUUUUGGUCAUGAAAUUGAUCGAUGUGAAAUAUUAUAGAAUUGGAAUGUUUUUCAUCGAAACUCGAGAAACCGCGGAAAACUUUCAUCAAUGUUGUUCAGCUAUUCACAUUUUCCCCCAUUAUUGUUCAUAGUUACAAACAUCAUGGACCAACAAACGUCAUGGACCAACAAACGUCAUGGACCAGAGUUGAUCUGCGAUAACACACACAUAUAUGAAAUUUGACAGCAGUGAAUCCCCUCUGACAGACGGCAGCAGCUAAGCGUGCCAUUGAAUGCGGAAUGUCUAGAAAACAAGCUUCCACCAUUUUUCAGUUUCUUCGGAUAAGGUCAUAUAUUGUUAUUAAUUUUACGACAACCAGUGAAAAUAAACUGUUGGUGAAUGCAUAACUGUAUCACGUGUAAUCAAACAACAUUUUGCUACCAGUAAAGCGAUAAUAGGGAGCUUCCCAUGUACAGUACUGCCAUCUGGAAUAGUUUAAUGGAAAAGCAGAAAAACGUAAACAAUCGAUCGGCAGAAAAAGCGAUUAUCAAACUGUAUUUUUCUGCAGUUUUUGUUGAGUUCUCAGGGUUUUUUUUUUCAUCUGAAAGUGAUUUGUAGGUCUCGAUAGUUCAUUUUUUGGUGGUAUGUUAAAAAGUUGGGGUCGCCGACGCUUGUUAUUCCGAAUAAGGUAAUCCAGAUGUAUACUGUUAGACUAGAAAAACAAACUGAAUCGUACCUGCGCUGUGUGGUACCGUCAUGCAGAAAAAAACGGGAUCUUGGUACGUCUUUUUAUAAACUGCCGGACCGGUUAAAGGACAAUAAACGGUGGCGUGAAUGGGUUAAUCUGUUAAAGUUAAAAUAUGUACCUUUGAGGCAUGAACAAGUGUGCAGUAAUCAUUUUCGAACAACAGAUUUUUUUAUUAUAAAGUCAUUGGUUCGCGAAACUGCUAAAUAUCUUGUAUCGGUUACCCCUGGUGGAUGCCUCAACUAUGUAAGCCAAGGAUAUGUUGGGAGAGCAUCGGACAAAUUCAUUUUCAACGCUAGUGACAUGAUAUCUUUGUUCGACAAGCAUGAUGCUGUGAUGGUUGAUAAAGGCUUUGCUAUCAAAAAGGAGCUCGAACAACGUAAUUUAGAACUAGUGCGUCCUCCGACUUUAAUAAAUGAACAGUUCAAUAUUAGAGAAGCUCGUGACAAUGUGUCAAUUACUGGCGCACGUGUUCACGUAGAACAAGGAAUCCAACGGAUGAAAAAUUUUAAAAUUUUGACUGAAAAGGUUGAUUUAGCAAUUUUACAUUUACUAGAUGAUAUGAUGGUUAUUUUAGCAGGAGUAGCAGAGGCGACGCGUGACCAAGUGGGCUAGCUGUUCAAUCAACAUUUGCAACACUAAAACAACAGUAUCGUGAUAACAGUUUCGAAAAUUUUUAUCUCUACAUUUAUCUAUAUGGCAAAGAAAUUCUACGGUCUAUUAUAACCGCGAGUUUCCGAUAAUU